AUGCCUUCGGCCAAGAUCCAACUCACUCAAUCGCCGAAACCAUUGUCACUACAAAUAGAUGGUUUGAACGCCGUUACCAUCGCUCACGGCGAAGGUAACUCGAAUACAGCCUAUAUCGAAUCAUCGGAGCGCGGCAGCGAUACAUCGAGCGAUGGCCGACGACUAGAUCUUUCCGCUACCACCGUCACAGACUCUCUUUCAAGCCUUGCUUCAUCCUCGACCAAUGGUAAUAAUAGCCAGUCCUCAGAGCUUGGUAACUCUCAUACAUUGAAUGGACAUACAUCGAUACCGUGGGUGGAUCAGGAGUUGUUGGAAUCCCAACUUGCCCCGCACGUGCAGCCGGUCAACGGAAACGCCUCAAUAGAACGAUGGCAACCUUCAUUGUCGCCGAUCAAAGCCGGCAACGCUUCAAUAUCACCGCCGCUUUCACCAAACUUUUCGUACACAAGUUCGAAUUUUAAUGCUCGCUUGACUUCAAGUCAGAAACGUACAGCAGCUGGCGACUUCAAAUCUACUUUAGAUAUCCCCACACCUAACAGUGCCGACGUGAAUGGAGCUACGCGACGGCGUUCGAAGAGCACGGGCUCAUCAGCUUAUGGGAGUAGGAUUGCACAGUUGUCCGUCCAUAUCCGUACACGUCUAUCAUACGCAGCCGCCAAAGUAGAACAGGCCCGACAGUCGCGUGAAGCUACCCCCCAAACUGCAUUCCGAACACACGACAGCGCGUCGCCAUUAAGCCCGUCGGCAUCAAGUGACAUCGCAUCACUACCGGCAGGGAGCUCCACGCCAUUCUCACAAAAUUCCCAAACAUCAUCCAAUGGAAACUCCAAUCAUUUCUCGAGUCAUAGUCGCUCGCGAUCAGCAUUCUUAUCUAAUCAAUUCCUUCCAAUUCCUAAGCUAGCACCACCUGCGGAUAUCAUCUCAUCAAAUGGCCAUAAUCAGCGCCGUCGACCGAACCCUAAUGCAGGCUCCAACCCUUCAAACUACAGCCCUACCUCCCGCCACCGACGCCACCAUUCACACCAAGAGAACGGACUCAUCCAACCACCCAACGGCCAACCAGUUCUAGGGCUAGGGACGCCCUCGCUCUCAUCAUCUUACACAUAUGCACCAAUCUCCACCCCCAAUGGCUUUAACAGGCACCGCCCCCACUCCCAAAACACACUCAUGGAGCAAGAUGCCAUCGAAACCCUCAUGUUCAUGUCUAGCCCCGAGAAUUCGGGGUACCGCUUCAGCCCUCGCCGGCUGCCACCAGCGAGCAUGCAAAGCAGCCUGAACGAGUCGAUCAACUCUUCAAGCGAUGGAGCUCAAUACUAUAUAAUUCAGGGCUCCCAAAGUUCCGAGUCCCACCAUGGUCGUGAACUCGGAAGAAAACCAUGGCUGGAAGCUCAUGCUGGUGAUGAUAUUGAUCGCCUUUUGGAUCAAAUGGACAGUGAUAGCGAGGAUGAGGGUCGAUAUGCGUCGUAUGGUGGGAUGAAUGGUGCACAUCCGUUUAGAGGGCAACAGCGCUCAAGGUAA
Penicillium digitatum Pd1 is the source of this 1518-nucleotide messenger RNA. RefSeq lists its product as uncharacterized. The record is from RefSeq and is a predicted model, not a curated record. NCBI's taxonomy places the organism in Eukaryota, Fungi, Ascomycota, Eurotiomycetes, Eurotiales, Aspergillaceae.